Messenger RNA from Herpailurus yagouaroundi (jaguarundi), 731 nucleotides. RefSeq lists its product as uncharacterized. Lineage: Eukaryota; Metazoa; Chordata; Mammalia; Carnivora; Felidae. The coding region runs from base 29 to 661 and encodes 210 amino acids. The record is from RefSeq and is a predicted model, not a curated record. The transcript is spliced from 2 exons.
ACUACCGUGGGCCUCUCUAAGGCGGCUUAUGGAAGAGUCCUUCUGGGCUGUCCCUGCUCCCGUGUCCCUCGUGGAGAGGACCAGGGAUCCAUUUCCUGCCCCAGGGCUCCACUGCCCUAUGCCGGGUGCCCUGGGGGUUCCCUUAAGGUGCUGUGGUGGCUGGAGAGGCUGCCAGAGCCGUCGGGACGGGGGACCCACAAAGGGAGCAGGCUAUUCAGGAACGAACGGCAGCCUCGCCGGACCCUCACCGGAGCGCGUGUCACCAAGUUCACCCGUGUCACGGGCGCAGUUCAAAGACGAUCAGCGAGUUUACCGAGCUGGGCAACCGUCACUGCGUUCCACUUUGGGGGGGUUUCCACGGCCCCUCACCCGCAAACCAUGCCUGGUCGUGGUCGCUCCUGCCGCCCCAGCCCCCGCGACCACGGAGCGGCUCCCCGUCUCGGCCGACCUGCCUGGACGUCGGACAUCUCUCGUGAUGGAAUCCCACUCCGUGCCUGCCCCUGCCGCUGAGCCCCCCGGCCUCGCCCACGAGGCAGCACGUCAGGCACCCGUCCUCUGCUGUGCCCGCCCCCACCAGCUGAUGGGCACUGGGGUUGUGUCCAGGCUUCGGCUUCAGCGAAUAAAGCUGCUCCGGGCAUUGUCACGCCAUCCACCUGUAUAGGUCGUGUGUCUCGAGAACAAGGACCUUCCCUGCGGUGACUCCAAGACAAUGCUCAGCCUUGAGCGCUGAA